Molecule: messenger RNA, 2220 nt
Organism: Aspergillus steynii IBT 23096
Lineage: Eukaryota; Fungi; Ascomycota; Eurotiomycetes; Eurotiales; Aspergillaceae
Exons: 1
Coding region: 1-2220 (739 amino acids)
Source: RefSeq, a predicted model, not a curated record
AUGGCUCGCCGACGGUCCACCAAGCCAAAGGCGGUCAUAGUCAGGGAGCGCCAGUUCUGGUCCUGGGCCAAGGUCAGACUCCCAAGAGAUGUAAGAGAUGGUGUGAUCACGCAUCUGAUGGACCAGCUCUAUGCUGAGGGUCUCUUCAACCUGGAUAUGAGAAUAGCUCGCAACCAGGCCCAGAUGGAUGAGGCUCUUGCAAGACACAUCGAGCAGAUGCCUCCUGAUUUCCGUGACUUACAUGGACUUCAUGGGGCUGAAAUGAGACGUCGGGUCCGACUGUUGGUUACAGCUAAGAGAAGACCUUAUUUGGCCGCUAAGAAAGGAGGCCCCCAGAGAGGAGGCGCUGCGCAGAGAGGUCGUGCCAGUGUGAGGGGAGCGCGUCGUACUGCGCAACAACAACAGCAGCAGCAACAGCAGGAGGAGGAGGUCGUGGCGGAGGCCCAGCAACAGCAGGACGAACAGAUGGAUGAGGCACCGCAGGAGGCCACUCAACGCAGGAGUUCGCUUCCAUGGUCAGACUCGUCGGAAGAAAGGAUGCGAUUGGCAAGAGAACAGUGCGAAACACCGACGUUCGUAUCACCAACCCUGAGUUCAUCGAGCCCUGAAGAAGAGACUCAACAGAUGGACGUAGAUGCAGCUGCAACGCAAACGCCGCACAGAGGCUCCGAGGAGAUCCAGUUGUUUUCGCCGAAUUACGAAACGCCCAGGUCUCCAAUCGAGAGUACCGGCUCGCAGGAUGCGCCCUCCCCCAUACAGGAACCGACCAGGUCCCCCUUCUUCCCGGAUGAGACCCCAUACACGCAGCCGGAAACCCUGAGUGACGACAUACAGGCGGCUAUAGAUGCAGGGCGAAUUCGUUCGCCAUUUGAGCCGGACCCUUCGCGAUCGCCGGGACCGGAGCCGGAAACGCCUCCUCGGCAGGAGGAUGAGCAAUCUGUGGUGUCAACGGAGCCGUACUCUAGUCAAGAAGAUGCGAUACGGAAAGACUUCCACCCCGAUGAGGAUUAUGAUGGUGCAUCCGACGAACCGUCAGUAGAGGCUCCAGAGGCUAUGGACGCUCCAGGGGCUAGUCAGGUUGAGAUUGCAGAAACCCAACCCCCUCAUGAAGAAAGUCUUCCUGAAGGACACUCUGGCGAACCGUCAGUGGAGGCUCCAGCGGCUAGCCAAAUCGAGAUUGCAGAAACCCCUCGUGAAGAAGGUAUUCCUGAAGAACACUCUGACGAACUGUCAGUGGAGGCUCCAGAACCUAUGGACGCUCCAGGGAUCAGCCAGGUUGAGAUUGCGGAAACCCCUCGUGAAGAAGGUCUUCCUGCAGAACACUCUGAAGAGCAUCCCGAAGAAGAGCAAUCCCAGAAAGAAAAACCCCAGGAGCACCCUGACGACCUUGAGGAUUACACCUCCGACGAUUAUAAAGAGGAGAUGCUCAAAACAGUGCAAAAGCACAUUUCAGACAGAAAGCAACGACAAAUGGAAGAGAUACAACGUAUACAGCGACAACUUGAAGAGAGAAGACGUGAAGCAGUACGGCGUAUCCAAGAACCUCCUUCGCCCCCUUCCGCGAGUCAAAGUGCCGUCUGGGAAUCUUCUCCCGAACAGCUCAGCCAAGAGCAAUUCAGCGGGUUUCGCGACGACGACGAUGACCUGCCGAGCAUGUCGUCCACCGAGAAAGCCACUUCCUCCGAAGAAGGAUCCCGGGGCGAAGAAGAAGAAGAAGAAGAAGAAGAAGAAGAAGAAGAAGAAGAAGAAGAACAAGAAGAAGAGCAAGAAGAAGAAGCCCAGGAAGCAUCUCUGCCCGAACAAUCCCCCGCCACCACCGCCACCAGCGCUCCUCCGGUCCGCAGCUCGGUCAACGUCCUCCAAGACGGUCCCGUCUACGUGUACAGCUCGCAGGCCAGCCCCCCUAGCCAGCUGGUCGCGUUCAACAUUCACCAGGUCUCUACCCAGGUGCCUAACCCCCCUACCGAUGGCCGCAUCUACCGCAAUGAUAUCAGCUUCGAGCUAUUCCAGGAGCUGCUGCGUCCGCUGAACUACGACCCCGACCGCCAUGAUAUCUACUACUUGAACUCCACGAUGCGGGGACGGGAACCGGUGGUCAUCAACUCGUCCAAUGGUCUCUUCGGCGGGAUGCUGCUGAUGCAGAUUCGCUACAUGGCGAUCGAGUUCUACAUGAGGGAGACCGUAGACGCAGAAAGGGAAGGGGUAAUGAUGCAAAUAUGA